This is a messenger RNA of Linum trigynum, 5675 nucleotides long. The record is from the annotation of a GenBank genome assembly. NCBI's taxonomy places the organism in Eukaryota, Viridiplantae, Streptophyta, Magnoliopsida, Malpighiales, Linaceae.
GAUAUAGUUCUCCAUCUUUUUUUUGUUUUGGUAAAUAAUUCAAAUAGUUAUGGAAAAGCAUUACGUCCAAUAGGAUUUGAACCUAUACCAAAGGUUUAGAAGACCUUUAUCCUAUCCAUUAGACAAUGGACGCCUUUGGGUUCCAAAUUUUUUGACUACAUUCAAAACAACGCGCUUUCUAGAUGAUCUCGCUAGAUCAGGGAAUUUUUUUUAAUAAAAUCUUUCUAGUUACUUCAUUUUCUAUUUCUAGUUGAGAGAAUCUUUAAGAAAAGCAUUUUAUUUCUACCGAGUAGAACAAGCAUCCAAUAUCUAUAGUUCUCCAUCUUCACUUCACAUGCUAAAAUCUUUUCCCAUUCGCAAGAGGAAGAAAUAGUGACUAGUUAAUAUGAUAUAGACGCAAUUUGCGUCACUCUUUCUAAAAAAAGAAAUAGUGACUAACAUGUCACGUAAAUCUAGUGAUCAAUUUUGUAUUUACCCCAUCUUGGGCAUUCCGCAUUUGUUUGACGUUGAAUUUGAAAAGGCGGAGACGGGAAUAGGAACAGAACGGCAAUAAACAAAACGAAACCCUAAACCCAAAAUCGAAUCCCCGCUAGGUCUCAUGCGUUCAUCCCUCUCUUUCACCGGAAGGAAGCUUCGUGGGCUGCUCAGGCUCUCCGCUACCCCGUAGGGAUUCGACUUGGUUUAGAUUGUCGAUUGUCGUCAACAGUGGACGACAUUCUACGAUCAUUCCGUUGCUUCAUCCAUUUCAAUUGAUCAGAUUGAAGCCUGCUUUUUUUUUCUCCUUGGUUGCUCCGUUACCUUCCUCGUUCACGCCGCUGCCGUCUCCCGCUCUCCUUGCUCUUAGCUCCUCUCUCUCUCUCUCUCUCUCUCUCUCUCUCUCUCUCUCUCAGCUGAGUCCCUCGCUUUCUAUCUGUAUCCAAAGUCGUUGACUAGCCAGCUGUGGCGCCGCAGCUGCCUGCGCGGCGCAUUUCCUCUGCUCCACUCAAAAGGAAACUCCCUCUCCUAACUCCACCCCACCGCCGUUAUCGUGGUUCUGAGGUCACUACUCAUCCACUCUCGUUCCUGCGGUUAUUUUUACUACUCUGCUUUUAUUUCCUGUCACCUUGCUCAGUGGUUCUUUUUUUUUUUUUUUUUGUAAUUUCAUCGGGCGUUGUUCUAUCCGAGCAUUUCUUGCUCUGUGUAUCUUAGGAUGUGCCUCAAUUUCUGUGGUUUAACUCCUCCACCUUUCAAUUUUCCAGCUCUCUCCUUAGCCUCCAGUCUUCCCGUUGAAGAGCAGCUCCUGAGUUUGUUAACAUCAUCUGGAGCUUAAGGUGGGGUUUUGGGCCUUUUUUCAGCUCCUUUGUUCAUUGGCAGUAUGUCAGUACUCAGUAGUAUUGAUUUGGUUUGCUGGUCUUGGUACCCAGAAACACUUGUGAAAAGCUUGCAUGUAGUGAGGAUGUUGAUAUUUGUGGUAACUAUCAAUCGUAGCAUUAGAAUUCUUACAUGGCAAAUUUGCAUCCUUUCUUGGAUUCUGAAGGUGGUUCAAAUUUGUCUUAUGAUGAACUGAUCUUUGUUUCAAGAAGAAAAUAAAGUGAAAGUGUUGUACUUGCUUGGUUAGGAAAUGGAGCCGGCUGUUUUGGAUGAUAUUAUUCGGCGGCUUUUGGAGGUUCGCAGUAGACCUGGGAAGCAGGUCCAAUUAUCUGAGGCCGAAAUAAGGCAACUCUGUGGGGCAUCUCGAGAGAUCUUCUUGCAACAACCCAAUUUGUUAGAGCUUGAAGCACCCAUCAAGAUUUGUGGUACAUUUACUGCUACCUGAUGUUCUCAUAUGCAAUUGAAUGAACUUGCGUUGUUUGUUGGUUUUUCAUCUAUUGUUGUCCUCAUUACAUGUGGUUCAUCUCAACCUUUAAGUCGACGUGUGAAGCUUUUCUUUUAUGGUACCUUAUAACAUUUGUUGGUUUAGCUGUAGGUUCCCUGAAUCAUGGAUUAGAUGCUAGGUGUGGCUCCCUGCUCUUUUGUGUGCCUAUAAUAACUAAUUAGUUUGCCCCCGUAAGGCUUGACUCUUAAUUUGAAAUAUUAGGAUUUGAACACCGGGGGCUUGUGGUAUAAUAUCCGAGAAGAGUGAAUCUUUCAAUUAAUUCAGUGCUUCAUCAUUCCUUGCUGGUGAUUCUUGUCAUUGCAUAAUAACUUGCAUGAAGCUCACUGUGGGCUAUUAGAUUUUUCUGGAGAAUCUUCAAAGGCUCCUUUCAAUGAUUUUAAUUCUCCUUUCAUGAAGGCCUGUUAACUUUUAUCUAACCUGAAUUACCAUACUCGACCCUAUAUCAUCCUGAAGAAGAAGGCGGAAAUUGAGAGUGGGAGGCUGGGGGCUUUAUCUAUUACGUGUUUGAGCUGGUUUCUUCCUUUAUUAUUCUAUCACUUACGGAAUCACACAGCUUUCCUGAAAGUCUAUUCAACAUACGUGGCUGAUGGGCAUUAUUGGUGAUCUGCAGGUGAUAUCCAUGGUCAAUAUUCUGAUCUUCUUAGGCUAUUUGAAUAUGGCGGAUUGCCUCCAAAUGCUAACUACUUAUUUUUGGGAGAUUAUGUUGAUCGAGGCAAGCAAAGUCUUGAGACAAUAUGUCUUCUACUUGCAUACAAAAUAAAGUACCCAGAGAACUUCUUUCUCUUGAGGGGAAACCAUGAGUCUGCUUCUAUUAACCGUAUAUAUGGUUUCUUCGACGAGUGUAAAAGAAGGUUUAAUGUCAGACUGUGGAAGACAUUCACGGAUUGCUUUAAUUGUCUCCCAGUGGCUGCUCUAGUUGAUGAGAAAAUUCUCUGCAUGCAUGGUGGUCUUUCCCCAGAUUUGCAUAAUUUGGAUCAGAUCAGAAACUUGGCUCGCCCAACUGAUGUACCAGACACAGGUUUGCUCUGUGAUCUGCUGUGGUCUGAUCCUAGUAAAGACGUUAAAGGCUGGGGAAUGAACGACCGGGGGGUUUCGUUUACUUUUGGUCCUGAUAAGGUGGCAGAAUUCCUUCAGAAGCAUGAUUUGGAUCUGAUCUGUCGUGCUCACCAGGUUACACCCAUAAUUUUUUUUAUCGUAAUAUUUCAUAUUGCUAUCAUGUGUUCCUCAUUAACCCUUUAAGACGGUUCACAACACAAUCAUGAGCUUUUCCCUUUCCUUUAAGAUGUGCUCCUCAAUCAUUGUUGUGGCUGCUUCUGAUUCUUGAUUGUAUUGUAUGGUCUUAUUUUCCAUUUGCUUCUAUUUAUUUCCUUGACGGGUAUACUCCUGUCUCUCAUCUUCUCAUGGAGGAAUUGAUUCUUGAUAUCAAUUCCUUUGAUCCUUUGCAUAUAAAGUCCUCUGCUCAAAAAAAAAAAAAAAGUCCUCUGUCCUCUGAUGUCUACUUUUGCCCUUUAAGACGGUUCACAACACAAUCAUGAGCUUUUCCCUUUCCUUUAAGAUGUGCUCCUCAAUCAUUGUUGUGGCUGCUUCUGAUUCUUGAUUGUAUUGUGUGGUCUUAUUAUCCAUUUGCUUUUCUUUAUUUCCUUAACGGGUAUACUCCUGUCUCUCAUCUUCUCAUGGAGGAAUUGAUUCUUUAUAUCAAUUCAAUUCCUUUGAUCCUUUGCAUAUAAAGUCCUCUGCUCAAAAAAAAAAAAAAAAAAAAGUCCUCUGUCCUCUGAUGUCUACUUUUGCUCUUAUCUGGAGUCCAUUUGUGGCUGCUUCUGAUUUGAUUGUAUUGGAUGGCUUCUGGUAGUUUUCCAUUUGCUUACAUCCAUUUGUUUUUAUUUAUUGCCUUAACUGGUAUACCUGUCUCUCAUUUUCUCAUGGAGGAAUGGAUUCUUGAUAUCAAUUCCUUUGAUCCUUUGCAUCUAAAGUCCUCUGUCUGGCAUCUCGUUUUCCUCUUAUACGGAGUCCUUAGAGCUCUGUGGAGGAUAGUUUUCAGUAUUUGGGCCUUUGGCUGACGGUUUGACUUCAGUUUUCCUUUGAUGGUUGGUGCAGGUUGUGGAGGAUGGAUACGAGUUCUUUGGCAACAGACAACUUCUAACCAUAUUUUCUGCGCCGAAUUACUGUGGGGAGUUCGAUAAUGCUGGUGCAAUGAUGAGUGUGGAUGAGACACUUAUGUGCUCAUUUCAAGUAUUAAAACCUGCUGACAAAAAGUCGAAGUUUAACUUUGGGUAAAUCACCAGGAGGCACCAGCAGGGUUUUAGGUAAAUGCUACACCUGCAGUUGCUUGAACUUAUCAUCUUUCCAUUCUAGAAGUUUCUGAAUUUAAGUCUUGAUGCUGGCAUAGAAGUUGCACUUAACCAUGUCCUUGAGAGUCCAGCUUUGUAUCCUGAGAUAUGCAACAUUUUAGGAGUCAGUAUUAGGAUUUUUUAUGAUGUUUUCGAAUGAGUUAUGUACUGUUCAGGGGAGGUUUUUGUAUGAUGUUUUCGAAUGAUGAAAUUCAAAAUGGAUAAAGAUUAUAUUUCAUAUUUCAAAUGUUACUUUUUGGAAAGAUAGAUUUAGAGAAUAGGGCCAUAUAUUAGGAUUUUUUUCCGAUGAACCAUAUGUUAGAUUUUAAAUCCAUUACGGAUUAUAAUAAGUCAAGUCAUUGAUCUUGACAUCUAUACUGCUCCAUUCUUCUGUGAUUUUAACAGAGAAAUUCUUUACUCCACUAGAUUUCAGUGAAAAUUCUUUGUAGAAAAUCCAGCACCUCAAUGAAUGAGUUUUGGUCAAACUGCAUUGUCCAAAAUCCAGCAUCGUGAUAUUACUUAUUUACAUGAGGCCGUCUUUGUUUUUAUGUUUUUUAAAUUAUUACUUGCUCUUUGAAGCUGCCUUUGUUAAUCAAAAGCAUUCACUUUAAAAGUGCAUCGCCUCCUGAUUAUCCUUGCUAUCAUUGCAGUUCUUCCUCGGUACCAAAGUACGACGAUAAGCCCUCAGAUUUACUGUGGGUGGUGGGCUUUAGGUGAGUGUUUAAGAAUGCCCAAGAUGCAAUCAAAUGUGAAGAUUAAGGUGCUUUUAGUUCAUUGUUGGAUGAGAAAAGGUGGACUAGAAGAGCGGCCAUAAAACAUCCAUAUGCUUUGAGAAAAAGGCAUAGUUUGGAGGUAGAAAGGCUGUGAACUAGUAAUAGCAAGUUGGGCGUUUUGAUAAUGUGGAAACCACUCUAAUGGCUGGAAACCGGUGAACUGACGUCGGAGUUACUUGAUUGCUUCCCCCUUAAAUUUCUUCUUGUUUUAACUCCCAAGACCGGACUGUUGGUCGUAUCUUACUUCUAAUCCGAUGUGUUUGCCUGCUUCAUAUACUCCAUUCGAAACUGAACUACGAAAGGUAAAUGUUUUCCCUUUGCUGUUGUGAAGCCAGACCUGGUCCCCUGAAGGUAAAUAACAUGUUUGUGCAGAGUACCAAGGUAGGGUUAUGCUCGUGAAGUAGGUUGAUCUAUAUGUGACAGAAUGAGGUUUUGGCAAGUGGAGCUAGUACUUUAGCAGAGUCAAUCGAGCGUCCGAAGGGCCAAAAGGUCCAUGAAAAAUGGAUCGUCAGUUGCCAUUAUACUUGUGAUGAGUAGUGCCAUAGACGGGAGUCUAGAGCUGGAUCGAAAAAGAGAGUGACGACAUGGUUGAGCAUGGAAGCUCGCAGAGAAUGCAAAGGAGGCACUUCAUCUCAGCGGUAGCAUGUACAAUGGCGAGAUAGUGGGAUUCGCUUUUGGUACAACUUAGGUUUCUCAUCUUUGGUCUAAUUCAAUUUCAGU